Rhopalosiphum maidis (corn leaf aphid) is the source of this 3141-nucleotide messenger RNA. It is a transcript of the gene lap, whose product is annotated as phosphatidylinositol-binding clathrin assembly protein LAP. Gene Ontology annotation, molecular function: phosphatidylinositol-4,5-bisphosphate binding; 1-phosphatidylinositol binding; clathrin heavy chain binding. The record is from RefSeq and is a predicted model, not a curated record. Gene Ontology annotation, biological process: synaptic vesicle budding from presynaptic endocytic zone membrane; clathrin coat assembly; clathrin-dependent endocytosis. NCBI's taxonomy places the organism in Eukaryota, Metazoa, Arthropoda, Insecta, Hemiptera, Aphididae. Bases 599 to 2677 code for a protein of 692 amino acids. The transcript has 16 exons. Gene Ontology annotation, cellular component: extrinsic component of presynaptic endocytic zone membrane; synaptic vesicle; clathrin-coated vesicle.
UCGUGAACAGAAUCCCGUCUCGGCACCUCCUCAAAUAAAAUUUUUCGUUUUCCGUCCUUAUGUGCACGUCUACCAGUGGAAAACUAGGAAACGGCGAAUAGUUCGGCCAUUCGCGCUGUACGAAAAAGACAACCUAACCAGUAACCACCACCAAAUAUAUUAUAAUCUCGUCUACAGAUGACGAGGCGGCUGCGAUCUACCGGCAAAACAAAUCUGACGACGGUCUAUUGAACCGUGAUAAGUAGUGCGUGCGCGUGUGUGUUUUUUUUUCAUUGCUGUCAUUAUUAUUAUUAUCAGGAACUUCGGCGACAGGCUACUGGUUGGCAGACUGAGACGGCAGUCCACCACACUUGACGUUAGCUAUAUAGGAAUUGGGAUUCGAGUCUCUCCUUAACGACGCGUUAAGGUUUAGAAAAAAAAAUCGUGUUCUUGCGAAAUCAUUCGCGAAUCCGUUGCCAAGUGAUCGAUUAGACAGAUUUGUUUCGAUCACGCUCCUUAAAACCCGCCUAAGUCUGCAGUCCAUCUGACGGUAAAACAUCACAGAGAGAGAAGGAAAAACGAAAAUCGCUGAUCACAUAAACUCGAAGAAUCCUUCGCAAUGGCCGGUCAAACAAUACAAGAUAGACUAUUGGCAGCUCGACACAGUUUGGCUGGACAAGGUCUGGCAAAGUCCGUAUGCAAGGCCACCACUGAAGAGCUAAUCGGACCGAAAAAGAAACAUUUGGAUUACUUGAUUCACUGUACUAAUGAACCAAAUGUGUCAAUUCCUCAACUUGCCAAUCUAUUAAUUGAACGGUCACAAAAUGCCAGUUGGGUUGUAGUAUUUAAAUCAUUAAUCACAGUUCAUCAUUUAAUGUGUUAUGGGAACGAGAGAUUUACACAAUACUUGGCAUCCAGUAAUAGUUCCUUUCAACUUAGCAAUUUUUUGGAUAAAAGCAGUUUACAAGGUUAUGAUAUGUCACCAUUUAUUAGACGUUAUUCUAAAUACUUAAAUGAAAAAGCUUUAUCUUAUCGUACCGUGGCAUUUGAUUUUUGUAAAGUUAAAAGAAGCAAAGAAGAUGGUGUACUGCGCACCAUGAAUUCAGAAAAAUUAUUGAAGACUUUACCAGUCUUACAGUCACAACUUGAUGCAUUACUUGAGUUUGAUUGUUCUGCUGCUGAUCUCACAAAUGGUGUAAUUAACAUGGCAUUCAUGUUGUUAUUUCGUGAUCUUAUCCGAUUGUUUGCUGGUUAUAAUGAUAGUAUCAUUAAUCUUUUAGAAAAAUAUUUUGAUAUGAAUAAAAAGCAAUGUCGGGAUGCUUUAGAUUUAUACAAAAAGUUUCUCAUUAGAAUGGAUCGUGUAGGCGAAUUUCUUAAAGUGGCAGAAAAUGUUGGAAUCGACAAGGGUGAAAUACCGGAUCUAACUAAAGCUCCGAGUAGCUUAUUGGAUGCAUUAGAACAACAUUUAGCUUCUAUCGAAGGCAAAAAAUCUGCAGCAAACACUCCCACACAAGCAACAAGCACUCAUCGGACAGAUGUAAAGACUGGUGUAUCUGCCCUUUCUUCCACUAGCAGCUCUUUUGGAACAAUUGCUCAGCAAGCAGAUGGAGUUGAGGAGUCAUUGAAGCAAGCUGUUUUGGCUGAAGAAGAAGCUGUUUUAAAUCAAUACAAGGCCAAAGUCAACAGUCCUGUGAAUGGCACAAUUGCUUCAGUCAACAAUCCGUUCUUGGUUUCAUCUGAGCCUAUUGUAGACUUGUUUUCAUGUCCAGCUCCAGCUACACAGAUGUCAACUAAAGCUUCUGACGAUUUACUUCAAUUAAGUAAUCCAUUUGCUGACAUGUUUUCAACUCCUAUGACAGGAUCACAAACAAAUACUUCAAAUGAUAUGUCUUCUCCUCUUGCUAACAACUGGAUGAGCAAUGGAUUUAAUACAAAUACUAGCAAUGCAUUCGUUGAUGAUAAAUCAUUUACAUCUGUUUUUGGUCAACCUGAAUCUAACCAAUCAUGUCCUGCUCCCACUACUACAGCUGCGUGUCCUGGGACAUUUUUUAUUUCCUCAAAUGUUUUUUCUGAUUCAAAUAUUUUUGAAUCAAGUCCUCCAUCUAUAGAAAAAUCACAGUCCAGAAAAUCUAGUGGGGCAUCAAUACCUCCACCGAGACCUCCUCCACCUUCUACUUCUCUUCCAUCAUCUAAUCCUGAUCCUAAUCCUGUUUUGGAUUUGGCAGCAGAUAUUUUCCUUCCUCAAAGUGUCCCUCAACCUAUUUAUGGAUCUCCUGGCAAAACCGAUUUGGCCGCACUUGCUUCAGGUGCACCUGAUUCAGGUAAUAAGAAGGUAUUAACUGGAGAUUUAGAUAGCAGUUUAGCAUCAUUAGCAGAAAAUCUUACCAUUAAUAAAGUUACACAACCGCCACCAGUUCAAUGGAAUUCUCCUAAAAAUACUCCAAAACCUGGUAAUGGUCAACCAGGAAUGGGUUGGAGCCCUCAGCCUAUGGCUGCUACAACUGGUGCAAAUUAUCGACCAAUGGGUCAAGGAAUGAUGUCCAACCCUUCACCAUUUGUAUCAACAUAUGGUCCAAUGGGUGUACAACCCAGCUGUAUUGGUGGUAGUGCAGUAGGUGGUGGUAAUCUUGGAAUGACUGCUCCUUCCAGUUCUCAGACCUCUCAACCACAGCCUGUCUUAGAUCCUUUUGGUUUAUAAGGAAAUAAACUGGGACUGAAAAGCGAAAUGUACAGUUUUUAUUGUAUACACAUUAUAAAGGGUUCUCAGAAUAACUAUCAUUGCAACAACCCUAGUGCCAUAAUUUCAAACUCUUAAUUGGCAAAAUGAAUAUAAUUUCAGGUAUUACUGUUAUUUAGUUAAAAAUCUAUUAUUUAUACUUAUAUUGUGAAAGUAUAAGAAUAAAAUAAUGCCCAAAAUAAAUUCUGCCUAUUUUAGCCUAAAUCAUUUUAAAUUAAACAUAAAGUAUUAUAUUUAGAUUAUUACUUAAAAAUAGGCAAACUCUAGCUUAGAGAUAAAAAAUGUGUGUUCUAUGAAAAAGAGAUUGUUCCUUUAGGAAUAAAGUAACAAUUUUAGUUUACGAUCUUGUUAAGUUUUAUAACUUAAUAUUAAGUGCAAUAUAAAAUAAAGUUUGAUUUAAAUUAUAUCCUAUUCGUUUACCUCAU